Plasmopara halstedii is the source of this 198-nucleotide messenger RNA. RefSeq lists its product as uncharacterized. Lineage: Eukaryota; Oomycota; Peronosporomycetes; Peronosporales; Peronosporaceae. The transcript is spliced from 2 exons. The coding region runs from base 1 to 198 and encodes 65 amino acids. The record is from RefSeq and is a predicted model, not a curated record.
AUGUCAUGGAGCAGCUUUACACCGAUCGACUCAAUGGGGAUAUUAAAGCAUCGACUCAAAAAGAUUUACUCCAAAGAUGUGAUUAUACUGUUACGAGACUUUGCUCAAGACGCAGAAAGAUGGCGAGCAGCAACGAUCCAAGCUUUAUAUGUUCAGACGGAGCAAAAGCUCGCGACAAUCUACGUGGAAGGAACUUGA